AUGUCCAUCACCGAAGACCCCUCCACCACCAUCCCGGUUCUCAUCAUCGGAGCCGGACCCUGCGGUCUACCCCUAUCCUACAUGCUCGCCAAACUCGGAGAACGCUACCCGACUCGUCUCGCCGCUCCCAAAGCCCACGCCCUCUCGCCUCUCUCUCUCGAGCUCUGUCGCCAGUUCGGGCUCGACGUGAACGAGAUCCGGGGGCUAGGGUCUCCUCGGGAGGACGCGAUGUGGAUGAUUCAUAAUAUUCCGCAGCCGGAUUUCGAGGAGAUGGUUUGUCGGAUGGAGGUGGAGGUGAGGAAGGGACAUUCGUUUGUGAGGGCAGAGGAGUUCCCUGACUACGUCCACGCAACGACUGAAGACCGCGCCGCGGGACAAGAGUACUCGGUGAAAUGCACGCAUCUAGUCGGCUGCGACGGAGCCAAGAGUGCUGUUCGCAAUUGGAUGGGCAUAGAAUACGAAACCAUGAUGACCAUUUACAUUAAUGCGGACUUGCGCCCCGUGCUCGGAGACCGAGUCGGCAUGCUGCAUUGGAUCAUGGACCCCGAGACGGAGAAACACCCCGUGGAAUCCUGGGACAAGACGCUCUGUCGCAAGACAGUAGAUGCGGCUAUCGGCACCAAGGUCGAAUAUGAUGUGUUGAGCUAUAGGCCGUGGGUUCUGAGCAUGAGGGUGGCGAAGGAGUAUCGCAUGGGGCGGGUGUUUUUAGUUGGAGACGCCGCACAUUCCUUCCCUCCUACUGGAGGACUAGGACUCGAUAGUGGUUUGGGGGAUGCGCAUAAUAUGGCGUAUAAACUGGAAGCCGUGCAUCAUGGAUGGGGAAGUGGCAAGCUCCUCGAUACGUAUGAGUUUGAAUGCAGACAAGUGGCUGUGGUGAACUCCGAACAGACCGUCAGGAACGGCAAGGAGAUAUUCAAUCUAUUGAAGACACUGGGAACAACGGAUGCCGACACGAUCAUCAACCGUGGGAUCGAAGGCCAGAGAGAGCAUUUCGAUAACCUGGGUCUGCAUGUGGGAUACAUAUAUGGCGAUCAUCGGAUCCCCGAGAACGCAUCGAUUUAUCAUCCAGCUUGCGUCCCUGGGGCUCGGCUCCCUCACGCGUGGAUUCAGCAUUUACGUCCCGAGAAGCUGACCCUCCCCCCAAUCGACUCGUCGUACGUACCUGAACUAUCGGCGAACGAGGUCCAGGCGCGACGAUUCUCAACAUUGGACCUUUGUCCCUUUGACUGUUUCACGGUGUGGGUGGAUCAGGGGACAUCUGCAUAUUGGCAACAGGCCAUCGAAGAGCCUCCACAGCUCCCCACCGGAAUCCGGGACCGAUUGCAAAUCCAGACGGUCAUUCAUGGGGUGGAUUUUAAACUCCAACCCGGGGAAAAGGGCGACGAGUGGAUACGGCUGAUGGGGUUGAGGGAGGGUCAGGCCAUCUUGAAGCCCUCGGGCGAAUAUAGGCAGUAUCUGCCAGACCUGAGCCUGCCUCGAUUCCAGGCAAUGCGCAAGCAAGAUGCGCACGAGUAUGCGAAUGACUUCAAAACGGGACGGAAUCCGCCAUGGCUGCAUGCGCUGUACAUGCAUUGGUUGGACCUACUACAGGAGCCUUUCAAGGGAGUGACGACGGACGGAACUGUCCGCCCCGGUCUCUUCACCCUCCAAGAUGAGGACGUCCCCAUCGACGCCAUCGUCAACUCCGUACACUCCCUCUUUGGUACUCUCACACAACCUCAGCGCCAAUCCCUCUCCUAUCACAUCGACUCCCCCGAAUGGCGCACCUGGUCGAACCCGGAGUUCCUCCUUAGCGCCAAAGGCCUGCGCCUAGACGAAGUGACGCCCGCAGUCCGCGACGCCAUAAUGACCGUUCUCCGCACCACCCUAUCCCCCGAAGGCUACGAUAAAGCCGUCAAAGCGAUGCGCAUCAACCAUUUCCUCGGCGAACUGGUCGAGUCGCCGCGCGUCAUGAACGAAUUCUCCUACAACUUCGUGCUCUUCGGCAACCCGUCCACCACACGGCCCUGGGGCUGGUCGUUCUACGGCCACCAUCUCUGUCUGAACAUCUUCCUCUACCAGGGCCAGAUCGUCGCCUCGCCGUGGUUCACGGGCGCCGAGCCCAAUGAGAUCGACUCCGGGCCGCACGCCGGCACCCGCAUUCUACAAGUCGAAGAGCACCUCGGUCUGCAGCUAAUGCAGUCCCUGAGUCCCGACCUACAGACCAAGGCGCGCGUGUAUGCCCAGAUGCACGAUCCGGCCAUGCCCCCGGGGCGCUGGAACCGGGAUGACCAGCGCCAUCUGUGCGGCGCGUAUCGUGACAACCGCGAGGUGCCGUACGAAGGCAUCACGGCGGCAGAUCUCAGCGAGACGCAGAAGAUGCUCCUCUAUGGCAUCCUGGAAAAGUAUUUGCUCUAUCUACCGGAGCGGUCUCGACGGUUGAAACUUGAGCAGAUUCGACGGUUCGAGUCGGAGACGUAUUUCUGCUGGAUUGGAGGGUUUGGGGACCAGGAUCCGUUCUAUUAUCGGAUUCAGAGCCCCGUGGUAUUGGUAGAGUUUGAUCAUCAUUCGGGCGUGUUUUUGAACAAUGAGGAGCCGAAGAAGUUUCAUAUUCAUACGCUGUUGAGGACGCCGAAUGCGGGUGACUAUGGGCAGGCGUUGAGGCCGUUGAUUCCGCCGGUGGAGGGGCUGGUGGGGAAGGAGAUUACGUGGGAGAAGUCGACGUUGUGA
Aspergillus affinis is the source of this 2709-nucleotide messenger RNA. RefSeq lists its product as uncharacterized. Lineage: Eukaryota; Fungi; Ascomycota; Eurotiomycetes; Eurotiales; Aspergillaceae. The record is from RefSeq and is a predicted model, not a curated record. The transcript has 10 exons. The coding region runs from base 1 to 2709 and encodes 902 amino acids. Gene Ontology annotation, molecular function: FAD binding.